CCGCCGCGGGCCGGCAGCGCGGCGAGCAGCCCCGGCUGAGUGAGUGCGGAGCCCCGAGGCGCGGCGUGCGGCGGGACCAUGGCGGCGCUGGGCUCGGCGGCGCUGCGGAGGGGCGGCGGCGCGGCCCCCCGGCUCCUCGCCGUGGCUGUGUCCUGCCAGAGCUGCCGGCACAAAGCCACCGGGGACGGUGGACACGGGCAGCCCCGGGAGCAGCACCCGGCGGCCCCCGGCAGAGUCGGCGGCCAGCCCGUCCCGGCCGAGGGCGCGGACACCAAGACCUACCUGUGGGCCAGGUACCACGAGAUGAAGAAGCUGGUCUACGAUCUCCUUCCACCAGGAGUCUGCAAUCUCCUCAACCCCGCUGCCAUCUAUGCUAACAAUGAGAUCAGCCUGGGAGAUGUGGAGAUCUAUGGCUUUGACUACGAUUACACGUUGGCACAGUAUUCUAAUUUACUACACUCCAUGAUUUUCAACACUGCCAGAGACAUCCUAAUAGAACAAUUCAAGUAUCCAGAAGGGCUUGGGAAGUAUGACUACAUUCCAGGGUUUGCCAUACGUGGACUUCACUAUGAUGUUCAAAAGAGUCUUCUCAUGAAGAUUGAUGCUUUCCAUUAUGUCCAGCUGGGGACUGCAUAUAGAGGGCUCAAACCGGUGCCUGAUGAAGAGGUGAUCGAACUCUACGGUGGUACACAGCACAUCCCCCUGUACCAGAUGAGUGACUUCUAUGGCAAGGGUCCAUCACUUAAGCAGUUUAUGGAUAUUUUUUCUCUUCCUGAGAUGACACUGCUCUCUUCAGUCAUUGAUUACUUCAUCACUCAUGGCAUUGAGUUUGACCAGGUGCAUCUCUACAAAGACAUAUCUGAUGCAAUUAGAGAUGUUCAUGUGAAAGGAGUGAUGUACAAAUGGAUUGAAAAAGAUAUGGAACAGUAUAUUCUGCAUGGGGAUGAAAUCUAUGCCGUGCUAAACCGCCUGGUGAACCACAAGAAGAAGCUGUUCCUCAUCACAAACAGUCCCUUUAGCUUUGUGGACAAAGGAAUGAAACACAUGGUUGGCAAGAACUGGCGGGACUUAUUCGACAUGGUCAUUGUGCAAGCGGACAAGCCCAACUUCUUCACUGACCGGCGGAAACCUUUUCGAAAACUGGAUGAUAAAGGCUCACUACAGUGGGACAAAAUAAACCAGCUGGAGAAGGGAAAGAUCUACAAAGAGGGCAACCUCUUUGAUUUUCUGAGGCUGACAGGCUGGCGUGGAUCCAAAGUGCUCUACUUUGGUGACCAUCUGUACAGUGACCUUGCGGACCUCAUGCUGCGUCAUGGCUGGAGGACUGGAGCCAUCGUUCCUGAACUGGAGACAGAGAUCCGGAUCAUAAACACGGAGCAGUACAUGCACUCCCUGACCUGGCAGCAGGCUUUGACAGGGCUGCUGGAGAGAAUGCAGAUGUAUCAGGAUGCAGAGUCAAAGCAAGUAUUGCUGGAGUGGAUGAAGGAACGACAGGAGAUCAGGUCUCUGACGAAGAACCUGUUCAACCCCCAGUUUGGAAGCAUCUUCCGCACCUUCCACAACCCCACAUACUUCUCCCGCCGGCUGGUGCGGUUCUCUGAUAUCUACAUGGCUUCCAUCAGCUGCCUGCUCAACUACGACGUGAAUUUCACCUUCUACCCGCGGCGCACCCCUCUGCAGCACGAGGCUCCGCUCUGGAUGGAUCAGCUCUGCACGGGCUGCAUGAAAACCCCCUUCCUGGAGGAGAUGGUGCACAUCCGGUGAAGGGCAGGUACUGCAGGCAGCAGCAGCACGGCCGGGGCUGGGCCGGCAGCACCUCUGUCUACCACUAAAGGGCGUUUGACACUUG
This is a messenger RNA of Pyrgilauda ruficollis (rufous-necked snowfinch), 1849 nucleotides long. It is a transcript of the gene NT5DC2, whose product is annotated as 5'-nucleotidase domain containing 2. The record is from RefSeq and is a predicted model, not a curated record. Lineage: Eukaryota; Metazoa; Chordata; Aves; Passeriformes; Passeridae. The coding region runs from base 79 to 1764 and encodes 561 amino acids. Gene Ontology annotation, molecular function: 5'-nucleotidase activity. The transcript is spliced from 14 exons.